AUGGAGCUCUCCGGUCAAGUCGAGCCGACUCAAACGGUGAACACCACAAACUACAGUUUGAUUGCAGAUGCUUCCACGGUGGAUGGGAGCGCAGAGAAUCUCGCCUACCAGAUCAGUCUGGCGGUGAUUCUCUCUGUUAUCACGCUCGUAACCACUUUAUCCAACGCGUUCGUCAUCGCCACAAUCUCCCAAUCGAAGAAAUUGCAAACUCCUGCCAACUUUUUAAUCGCCUCUCUGGCCAUCACCGACCUGCUAGUGUCCAUUCUGGUGAUGCCCAUCUGCGUCCUGUACACAGUCAUCCACACCUGGACGCUCGGGCAAAUUGUGUGCGACAUCUGGCUUUCCUCGGACAUAACGUGUUGUACGGCCUCCAUCCUUCACCUGUGCGUAAUAGCGCUGGAUAGGUACUGGGCCAUCACGGACGCGGUUGAGUACUCCAAAAAGCGCACGCCGGGACGCGCAGCCGGGAUGGUGGCCACAGCCUGGGUCAUCGCCAUCUCCAUCUCCCUGCCGCCUCUCUUCUGGAGGCAGGUGAAGGCGGAGGAGCUGACCAGUUGCAGUGUCAACACGGAUCAUAUUUUCUACACCAUCUACUCCACCUUUGGGGCAUUCUACAUCCCUACCUUGUUGCUUAUUGUCCUCUACGGGCGGAUAUAUGUCGAGGCUCGGAAGCGGAUCCUCAAGCAGUCCUCCAAGAAAGUGGGGAAGAGACUCACCUCUGCGCACCUGGUCACCAACUCCCCCGGAUCCGUGGCGUCCACUGGCUCUCUGCGGUGCAACAGACACGAUACUCCUUCAAGCGACACCGGGUCCUCAACAAGCGAAAACCAGGUGAAGGUGACGGUAUCGGACGCGCUUUUGGAGAAGAAACGAAUUUCAGCAGCCAGAGAGAGAAAAGCCACAAAAACACUGGGGAUAAUCCUCGGCGCUUACAUCGUCUGCUGGCUGCCGUUUUUCAUAUACACACUGGUGGUAGCCACAUGUGACACUUGUUUCCUCCCAGAGUUAUUUGAUUUUUUCACCUGGCUGGGAUAUCUGAACUCCCUCAUCAACCCGAUCAUAUACACGAUGUCUAAUGAGGACUUCAAGAAAGCUUUCCAUAAACUUGUACGCUUCCGAUGCUGCAGGUCCUGA
Messenger RNA from Scomber japonicus (chub mackerel), 1134 nucleotides. RefSeq names its product 5-hydroxytryptamine (serotonin) receptor 1B (gene htr1b). Gene Ontology annotation, biological process: adenylate cyclase-activating adrenergic receptor signaling pathway; bone remodeling; vasoconstriction. The transcript has a single exon. The record is from RefSeq and is a predicted model, not a curated record. Gene Ontology annotation, molecular function: G protein-coupled serotonin receptor activity. Gene Ontology annotation, cellular component: plasma membrane. NCBI's taxonomy places the organism in Eukaryota, Metazoa, Chordata, Actinopteri, Scombriformes, Scombridae. Bases 1 to 1134 code for a protein of 377 amino acids.